This is a messenger RNA of Ambispora leptoticha, 185 nucleotides long. The record is from the annotation of a GenBank genome assembly. NCBI's taxonomy places the organism in Eukaryota, Fungi, Glomeromycota, Glomeromycetes, Archaeosporales, Ambisporaceae.
AUUCUUUCGACCCCGUUGCGUCCGGAAGUCACCCCAAUUUCGUUUCAGCGUUGAAAUACAUUGAGCUUUUUGAUGAUAAAAAUAGAAUCUGGCAAGCGAGAGCGAGAGUAGCAAGCGAGAGUGGCAAGCGAGAGUGGCAAGCGAGAGUGGCAAGCGAGAGUGGCAAGCGAGUGCAACAAGAGUGA